CCAGAAGACGAGCAGGUUGGAGCCUGAGUCAGAGAGAGGAGAGAGAGGGGGAGAGAGGAGAAGCCUACCACAGCAGGGGGUGAGGACCAGCAGGAGGUCUUUGGUGCGUCUGAAGAAGUCUGCCUUCGGUUCUCACUGAGCCACUCUGAGAAUGGAUCUGUCUGCCCGGGAGCUGUGUCUCAACUUCACUGUGGUCCUGGUCACGGUUAUCCUUAUGUGGCUCCUUGUGCGGUCCUAUCAGUCCUGAGACGGCAUGCCACUCUCCAGGGAUUGACUGCAACGCUCCAGAGCUGCCUGCUGUAUGUCCUGAGAUCCCACUGCUGUAAUGGGAUGCCUUUCCUGGCACCCUAAGGCACUUCUGACCUGCACACACCACCUCUGAGGCGCCUCCCGUGUUAGGAUCAAUUGUGUGUUCUCUAAAGAUGCUGCUCUCAAGGGCUGCCGAGAGUUUGCCAGUCAACAUUAGAUUUAUUCCCCAACGCUUAUGGCAAAUGUGUUAGCUAAGCCACAAGGUUAAAAGGAAACUGGAUUCAUGAUGAUGUAGAAUUAUAAAAAGCCCCUAACCUGUCUCACCACACAUCCCUCCAACCCACACUGUCUGCAACCAAACUUUAAAUCAUCCCGCCAGAAGAAAGAAAUGUUAGAGGAAGUCUUUGUCAGCCCCUGUCACAGCUACCGUGUGAAUAAAGUUAAGUCA
Messenger RNA from Myotis brandtii (Brandt's bat), 697 nucleotides. RefSeq names its product sarcolipin (gene SLN). Lineage: Eukaryota; Metazoa; Chordata; Mammalia; Chiroptera; Vespertilionidae. The transcript is spliced from 2 exons. Bases 152 to 247 code for a protein of 31 amino acids. Gene Ontology annotation, cellular component: membrane. Gene Ontology annotation, molecular function: enzyme regulator activity. The record is from RefSeq and is a predicted model, not a curated record.